This is a messenger RNA of Suillus plorans, 1244 nucleotides long. RefSeq lists its product as uncharacterized. The transcript has 5 exons. The record is from RefSeq and is a predicted model, not a curated record. Bases 1 to 1128 code for a protein of 375 amino acids. Lineage: Eukaryota; Fungi; Basidiomycota; Agaricomycetes; Boletales; Suillaceae.
AUGGCAAAGGCGAGCAAAUGCCGCCCUCCGAAUUCCCGUGCUAAGUCCACAGGCACUGACGCGAAGGAGAACUUAGAUCCUCACGCUGUUGUGACUGCAACAGCAGACAAAAGAAGGACUGUUCUUGUAGCUUGGUCUAAACCCGAGAAUCACCACCUUACAGACUCGUUACUCACUCUCAUUGAGGAGAGUAACACCUAUCGAAAGGCAUUUGGAUUCGCGUUGCUCCCCGGUAGUGGCAAGGUUGCUUCAACUGGAAACCGGCCUGCAAAUCUCUACCGGCAAUUGGCUACAGCCCUUUUUCUCGAUCACGAGGACUCACCAUGGAAGGAUGUAGGCCUCAAUGACCUUGCAGAAGCUGUCAAGAACCGUGUGGCGAAUGGACUGCGCAAGGCAUUCAUCAAGCACCGUGAUUCAAUGUCACAGACUGGUCAGGGUUUGAUUGAUGCUGAUCGCGAGGAUGAGAUAACUUUUGGCAGCGAGAUUUUUAAUGCAUGGGACCAAGUGAAGAAAAAAUUUCCGUGGUACAAACGGAUGAAUGCCUUGUAUCGCGAGAGUCCUGCUGUAGACCGCUCUGCUUUGGCUAACAGUGCAUCUCAACUCGAUCUAAGUGUUCUCAAUUGUUCGCAGACUAUGGAUGAUGACGAGAUACCAAUUGAGUGGCCUCGCUCGCCAACUCCCGAGCAUACGAACAAUGAUGACAAAUCAAGUAUUGUCUUCACUCCUCCCUCUACACCUGCCUCGCGUGCUAAGCCAGAGCCACCUUCUGUCCGUCGUGCGAGUGGCCAGAAACGAAAGUCGAUGCACAGCCAUAUCGAGGACCUUACCACCUCCCUUGGUGAAUUGAGGGUGAAAGUUGCUCGAGUGCGAGAGCGAGAACAUACUCUGCGAGCCCAGGCAAAGGAAGACCGAAAAAAGGCUGAGUUUGAUUCUCGCCUCCAGUUUAAGGCUGCCGAAGCUGAACGACAGCGUGCACAUGAGCUCGCUAUGCUUGAACGGCAAAUUGAACUCGAACGUUUGCGAGCUCAACCUAACUUUGCCAGUUCCUCGUCUGCAGGCCUUCGUCAGAGUGACCCCCCCCACUCUGGACCAUCGAUUCCGUGGGCCAUUGAUCCAUCUCUUUGUUAGCUUGUUUUUUGCCUACUAUUGUGUGUUCUUCGCAAUUAUCAUCCUCUCCUUUCGAGUUCCACUCUUUUCUACCACUACUGAUUAAUAUCCAGCCAUUCAAGUAAAUUCUCUUUCAG